This is a messenger RNA of Hemicordylus capensis (graceful crag lizard), 2451 nucleotides long. It is a transcript of the gene GJA10, whose product is annotated as gap junction protein alpha 10. Bases 122 to 1696 code for a protein of 524 amino acids. Lineage: Eukaryota; Metazoa; Chordata; Lepidosauria; Squamata; Cordylidae. The record is from RefSeq and is a predicted model, not a curated record. The transcript has 3 exons. Gene Ontology annotation, biological process: cell communication. Gene Ontology annotation, cellular component: connexin complex.
GUGGUUUACCAUUGCCUUCUUCCUGUGUAGUAUGAGAUGAUGCCUUUGCCGUUGUCACAGAAGUGAGCAUCUGCCUCCAGCACCUUCCUGUAUCGCUGCUGCCCAAUAUAGAAAUGAACACAUGACUAUGGGGGACUGGAACUUGCUGGGCAGCAUCCUAGAAGAAGUGCACAUCCAUUCCACCAUAGUCGGCAAAAUCUGGCUCACCAUCCUUUUUAUAUUCCGGAUGUUGGUCCUGGGUGUAGCUGCUGAAGAUGUGUGGGAUGAUGAGCAAGCAGAGUUCGUUUGCAACACAGAGCAACCUGGCUGUAGUAAUAUCUGUUAUGACAAAGCUUUCCCCAUCUCCCUUAUCCGAUAUUGGGUACUUCAGGUCAUCUUUGUCUCAUCCCCUUCUCUUGUUUACAUGGGGCAUGCGCUUUACAGACUUAGGUCCCUUGAGAAAGAGAGGCAGCGGAAGAAAGCCCACCUCAGAGCCCAGCUAGAAGAGAUUGAGCCUAUAUUGGAAGAGCACAGGAAAGUAGAGAGGGAGCUCAGGAAGUUAGAAGAACAAAAGAAAGUCAACAAGGCACCCUUGCAAGGGGCCUUGCUGUGGACCUAUAUUCUGCAUAUCCUGACUCGAUCAGUUUUAGAAGUGGGCUUUAUGAUAGGUCAGUAUCUUUUAUAUGGCUUUCAAAUGCAUCCGCUUUAUAAAUGCACUCAACCACCUUGCCCUAACACUGUGGAUUGUUUUGUAUCCAGACCAACAGAGAAGACCAUCUUCAUGGUUUUCAUGCACAGUAUUGCAGCUGUUUCUCUGUUUCUGAACAUUCUGGAGAUUAUCCACUUGGGGAUUAAGAAAAUUAAAAAUAACCUUUGUGGGAAGCCCAAGAAGCAGCUCAUAGCUACUGAUGAAGAUGCCAAUUUCCCCAGUUCUAAGAAAAAUUCAGUGAUACAGCAGGUUUGCAUCAUGAGUAAUUCAUCUCCCCAGGGCAGUUUUAAGUUGAUGCCAGAACAGCAGGUUGGUCUGCCAGUUUACUUAACUCCCGAAGAAGGAUAUACACCUACUGAACAAACCCAGAACUCAAUGAACAUGGAACCACCAUGGUGCAGCAACCAAAGAAGCAGGCCAAAUCAACACCAGGGCCAACUCCAUCACCUCUACAGACAUCUGGAACACCCUCGGGAGCAUGAGCAACACCCCAGACAGCUCUCCCGCCACCUCCCAAACCUCACCGGUCAGCGACACGAUUAUCAACAUCAGAAUACUUCUUCCAGCAGUGAGGAGGCUCAGCAGCCCACCCAGCAGAGAACCAACAGUUAUCAAAAAAAUGAUGCCCAGGAGCAGCCCAAGACCCCUCAGCAUGCUCCUAAGGCUUCCAUUAUCUCUAGUCAUACAGACAGCCCUCAGGCCACCUGCAAUGUUCUUCGAAAGCACAGCCGAGUGGUCAGCUGCAGAGACUUAGGAGAUGAUCGCUGCGACUCUCCAGAUAGUGGACAUUAUCAGAAUAACCGCAAGUCCAGCUUUUUGUCAAGAGUAUUGUCAGAGAGCCAACUGGACACCGACUCAGAGACCUCAGACUCACGGAAUGGCUCAGGCUCAGAGGCUAAAGGCAGAGACGAUAGCAGUUCUCCUAUCGCCCCUCCACCUCCUUCCACAAUGGGACGCAGAAUGUCAAUGAACGUGCUACUAGAAUUAUCAUCUAUCAUGAAAAAAUAAUGCCAGUUUAGUAGCAACGCUAAAGCACAGUAACAAGCCCACCACCUCCACAACACAAUCGCCAUCAUAAAGCUGAAAAGCAGUUCUUUCCCUUGCCUCCUAAAGCUAAACAGUUCAAGGUAGACAGCUACGUGUCCAGAAUUUGUUCUUUCAGACUAGCACAUGUUGCAAUGCAUCCUGGCAGCUGUUGGCGAUCCAAAACGUGCUUCAAGAGUGUUUCCUUUCUUGUGUGAGUGGCAGAAGCUGGUUAGUAUGUGCCACUGCUACGAAACAGCUUUCUGUUCUGCAGAGACGACUAUGGGAGGUAUAUCUUGAUUUGUAGGACUGCCAUGCAACUUCAAGGCUAAGACACAAGACAUUUGUAAAGAUGGGUUAGUCAGAUGAGACUGCUUUCUGAAAGGUGCACUUCCCUGCCAAUCUCUGAACACCCCAGGACUCAAUGAAUAAAAGAUGAAAGCAGAUGCAGUGACUUUAUAGUUCAAUGCUACAUGAGUAACAAAGAAGUCUAAAUUCAUCUCAAGGAUAUGCAGCUGCCCCACCAAGUCUUGUCAGACUGAAUCCUGUGGUCUUUAAAGGAAUCAGCAUUACCUUGUUAUUCACUGUUUCCUGAAAUGUUAAUAAACAUGGACCAAAUGCUUUUAAAGAAAUGUGAAACAGAACUUUUUUCUUUAUUCCAGUAGCCAUGCAAAAUAUCCCCCAAGCAAUCAUUUUCAUUUUUCAGCCUCAUUUGUGUUUCAGUGAUAUUCACUGUUUUU